Molecule: messenger RNA, 351 nt
Organism: Apodemus sylvaticus (European woodmouse)
Lineage: Eukaryota; Metazoa; Chordata; Mammalia; Rodentia; Muridae
Gene: Spx
Product: spexin hormone
Exons: 6
Coding region: 1-351 (116 amino acids)
Biological process (GO): positive regulation of gastro-intestinal system smooth muscle contraction
Cellular component (GO): cytoplasm
Molecular function (GO): neuropeptide hormone activity
Source: RefSeq, a predicted model, not a curated record
AUGAAGGGCCUCAACAUCCUGGCAGUGACAGCCUUGGCCCUUCUCCUGGUGCUGUCCGUUCUGCAAACCUCCAGCGGUGCUCCACAGUCUGAGAAGAGGAACUGGACUCCCCAAGCUAUGCUCUAUCUGAAGGGCGCACAGGGCCACCGCUUCAUCUCUGACCAGAGCCGCAGGAAGGAGCUUGCAGACCGGCCGCCUCCAGAAAGACGAAACCCAAAUCUUCAACUGCUGACUCUCCCAGAGGCUGCAGCCCUGUUUCUGGCUUCGUUGGAAAAACCACAAAAAGGUGCAGAUAAAGGAGGGAAUUUUGAUAAAAGUGAACUCCUGGAAGACAGACUCUUGAACUGGUGA